Austrofundulus limnaeus is the source of this 4658-nucleotide messenger RNA. It is a transcript of the gene lrfn1, whose product is annotated as leucine rich repeat and fibronectin type III domain containing 1. The record is from RefSeq and is a predicted model, not a curated record. Lineage: Eukaryota; Metazoa; Chordata; Actinopteri; Cyprinodontiformes; Rivulidae. The transcript has 4 exons. Gene Ontology annotation, molecular function: protein binding. Bases 1329 to 3605 code for a protein of 758 amino acids.
CUCGUUCCUUUUUUUUUCUCUCCCCCUCCAUUAAAUGCAGCUCACAUGACAUCACAUUGCUGCAGUGCUGCACUGUCCAUGAAAGGUGUCAGCCGUUUCCUGUGAUAACCAAGAAACUGUCCACUUGGCUCUGCUCUCCUCCGCUCCAGACAUCAUCAUGGCGUGUCAGCGUGGAUUCCUCCAUGCCGCGCUCGUAUUUUUACGCAGGUGGACGUCUGCAUGAACGAGGCAGAGGCAGGCGCAUGUUUUUUUUUUCCUCCGGGAUACACAGCAAGAUCCCCACCGCCUCCUCCUCCUCCUCACAUCCCGCCCCGGAGAAAUCGACCCGCGUUCGGCUGUUUUGGGAAGAUGGACCAAGUCGUGUAUGAAAACUAAUUGCGCGCAUGACUGCGCAUAGUAUCAGAAGAGACUAGGGGGGGAAUAAACACACUAUCAGUCCAUGGGUGGGAUCCUUCCUGAUUGCGCCGCAGACAGAGGAAGUUAUGACAACAAACAGCUCCAGUGAUGAGCGGCGAACGGGCGCGAUGACCGCGUUUGGAACGAGAACAUCAGUGUUGGCGGAGAGUUUUCUUUAAGCCUCAAUUUGACGCCAACCUCCAGCCGGCAGGCUUUUUUUUAUUAUUAUUUUUAUUUUCAUUUAUUUUUUCAGGAGCGCCUGUGAGAAGAGCCCCGGACUGCAGUUCUCCAUCCCGACACACCAUCUCCACUGCGUUUCACGAGAGGCGUGAGAGUUGGAGGAAAUGUAACCCACCGGAUUUCUGCGUUAGAAAACCAUCCAGAAACGAGCGUUUUGUUGGAAGGUCUCACACUCUCCUAAACUCGGAUUUUAUUUUAUUUUUUUUAAUCCGAGCAGGAGAUUUAAUCUUUACUGCCUUUUUAAUUGGAUUCUUUCUGGGGAAUUUAUUAUUAUUAUUAUUAUUAUUAUUAUUAUUUUAUAUUUGAAGGUGGGCUUUUAUUUUCCCCCACCGCAGGUAACUGGGGACACCUUUCUGUGUUUCUGGUUUGUGACAUUCCAGCCUCAGAUUGACGCUUUCCCUGACGUCCUCCAGGAUUUUGCAGCGCCAAACUCUCGAUGGGGGAGGGUGUUUUUACGCGUGAAUUUGGAAUUAAUGAACGCCGGCUGCCGCCUGCGAUUCGCUGUGAAUUUAUUGAAAGAGAAGAAGAGGGUGCCGCCAGCUGAAUCAUGUGCACUGGGAUCAAACCUUUAUUGGUAUCUGCACCAUUAGUUCCACUUCUGGUGGUGGUUUUCUUUGACAGCCUGAUCAGAAUGCUGGUGAAGACCUAAUCAUGGAGACCUGAUAACUGGGCCUGGAGAAAAACAAUCGACAAUGGACCGGCUGGUUCUGUACGCGCUGCUGUGUGCAGCUCUGGUAAAGGUUUUCAUCUGCCCUGGCCACUGCAUCUGCCAGCACCUCUCCCCGACUCUGACUCUGCUCUGUGCAAAGAAGGGCUUGUUAUUCGUGCCCCCCACCAUUGACCGCAAGACCGUGGAGCUGCGGCUCACAGACAACUUCAUCACCAUCAUCCGCAAGAAAGACUUCCUCAACAUGACCAGUUUGGUCCACCUCACUUUGUCCCGCAACACAAUUAGUCAGAUUGUCCCCAACGCCUUUUUAGGCCUGCGCUCCCUGCGGGCGCUCCACAUGGACGGGAACCGGCUCAGCGUUAUAAAAAGUGACCACUUUAAGGGACUCAUUAACCUACGGCACCUCAUCCUCGGAAACAACCAGAUCCACCAAGUGGCCCCGACGUCUUUUGACGAGUUUGUUUCCACUAUUGAGGACUUGGAUUUUUCUAACAACAACUUGCGCAGCCUUCCCUGGGAAGCCAUAGCCAGGAUGACCAACAUUAACACCCUCACGUUAGACCACAACCUGAUUGACCACAUUGAAGCGGGAACAUUCACGCUGCUCACUAAGCUAGUCCGCCUGGACAUGACCUCUAACCGGCUGCAGAAGCUGCCGCCGGACAGCCUGUUCCAGCACGCUCAGGUUCUUUCUGAUGCCAAGGGCUCCAGCUCGUCCACGCUAGCCGUGAGUUUUGGCGGGAACCCGCUUCACUGUAACUGUGAGUUGCUGUGGCUGCGCAGGCUGACGAGAGAGGACGAUCUGGAGACCUGUGCUUCACCGGAACACCUCAUGGACAAAUACUUCUGGUCUAUCCAAGAGGAGGAGUUCAUCUGCGAGCCCCCACUGAUCACCAAACACAUUGCCUCCAAGCCAUUUGUGAUGGAGGGCCAAGGUGUGACUUUGAAAUGCAAAGCCGUGGGCGAUCCAGACCCGGAUAUUCACUGGCGGUCGCCAGACGGCAAGCUGGUGCAUAACAACUCUCGCACCAUCCUGUAUGAUAAUGGCACCCUUGAUAUUCUCAUCACCACGCUGAAGGACAGCGGGGCAUUCAACUGUGUGGCGUCCAAUGCUGCAGGCAUCGCCACAGCUGCUGUUGAGAUCAACAUGAUCCCCUUGCCUCUGUUUGUUAACAACACAGGCCACAUGCGUGAGGACCCGGGCCUCUCAGACAUCACCACCUCCUCCAAGUCUGGCAACGACACAAAAGGAUACGACAAGCAGGACAGGAGGGUGGUGGUCACAGAGAUGACCUCCUCCUCGGCUGUGAUCCGCUGGCCAUCUGAGCGCCACAUCCCUGGGAUCAGAAUGUACCAAAUACAAUACAACAGCACAGCGGAUGAUACUUUGGUGUACAGAAUGAUUCCAUCAACCAGCAAGAACUUUUUAAUCAACGAUCUGGCUGCCGGACGGGAGUAUGACCUCUGCGUGCUGGCGGUUUACGACGACGGCAUCACAUCUUUGACGGCCACACGUGUGGUCGGCUGCGUGCAGUUCCACACGGCCAACGAGGUCAGCCAGUGCCGCUUCAUGCACAGCCAGUUCCUGGGGGGCACCAUGAUCAUCAUCAUCGGCGGCAUCAUCGUCGCCUCGGUGCUGGUGUUCAUCAUCAUCCUGAUGAUCCGUUACAAGGCCUACAGCGGCCCGGUGGACAGCAAACCUAAAGUCAGCUCCAGCAUGCACUCGCAGACCAACGGCAGCCAGCAGCGGCUCCAGCGCUCCACUUCCAAGCAGCCGCAGUCGGACGAGGACCAGCAGGAGGCUCAGGCGCCCAAAGAAUGCAUGGCGCUGGUGCUCAGGGUGGACAGUGAGAAACAGGAGAAUCCAGCAGCCACCAGUGCUGUGCUGGAGGUAGAGCUGCCUCCAAAGGUGGACACGAUGAAAAGAAGAAGCAGCUUGGACGCCCAAUGCUCUGGGCCGCCAUCUGAGGACACGCAGACUGACAGUAGCCUGACAGGCUCCACCAUGUCUCUGUGCCUGAUAGGCUCCACUGCUGGCUCCAAGGAGGCCCCCAGGCUAAAGGACAAGAAAAGUGCUCUGGCCAACGUGGGGUUACUUCCUAAUGAGCUGGCACGAACUAGGCACCGAUUCUCGUUUGACGGUGGGGAUUACUCCAUAUUUCAGAGUCACAGUUACCCACGCAGAGCGAGGACGAGGUGGCACAAGUCCACCAACCAGCUCAACACGGAGUCAUCGCCGCUCGCCAACAGGAGAGUUACAUUCAGCAGCACCGAGUGGAUGCUUGAGAGCACAGUCUGAGGAAAACAUUGUAGCAAAAAAUAUAAUCUCAGCCACUCACAAACGUGUAAAAAACAAACACACAAUGCCAUAAACAACAAUGUUCCUGCACACAGCAGAUGGUAAAAAACAAGCACAUUUACAGACACAUGCUAACUCUCUGUGAGUCGCUGGAGAAAAACAGUCUCCCUUCAUCCUGCCUCUCCCUCAUCAUAUUUCCAGAAAGAUUUGUUGGCCAUGUCCUGUCUUUAUGCAGCAGUGCCUUAUUCUUUAAAUGUAUGAAUGGAGGAUGCUGCUCACUGUAGUCUUAAACCUUUCUCUCUGUCAUCGCCUCCCGCUCUGGUCAUGGGAAGCAUUUACUUUUUUUUUUCUUUUUUAAUUUUCACCAUUUUCUGUGGCUCGCCAAGGGGAUGUGGCAUUUGGAUGUGACUGUUUAAUUGUUAAAUAAAAAGAGGGGGCAAAAAAGAAAAAGAAAACAAACGGAGGAAAAUAAUUAAAAAAAAAUCUUCAUCAAGCAGUAACUGUAACGUGAACAGCCAGGUAUCCUGUUAUGUCAAUCAUGUUUUUGGUUCUUUCAAAGAAAAGAAAAAAAAAUUGCACAGAAGACACGAGAUACAAGGACAAGUAUCACCACCAGUCUAUACAACGUUAAUCAAAAAAAAAAGAAGAAAGUUUUCAAUGCUGAUUUCUAAUGUUAGUGGAGAAAAGGAAAGCUGUGGAUACUUGCCGUGGAUUCCUCUCUGACGGCCCGACUGUAUGAUGUUGAAUAAGUAUUGUUCCAGAUGUGACUGUAUAUUAAUCAGUACUGUAUCUGGCUGGUCUAGAUAAAAGGCAACAAACAAACAAAAAAAGAAGACAUAUAUAAGUAUAUUACAAACAUUGGUGUAUGUGUACUAACUAUGUAAGUAAAGAAGUCAUGUCACAUGGCUUUUUACAGAACAUUUUGGGUGUUGGCUGCAAGUUUUUACAUUAAAAACCUGUGUCAUCACACCUCUCAAUAUUUAGUAUGUCAAAGUCGGAACCAUUUAUCCCCUCAUGAAGGGUAUUAAAUUUUUUUUGUGUGGGUUAACUGUA